UACUCAAUGUAAGCCUAUUUUCAUAUACAGAGCCCUCCCAAGCCUCGCCCUAGAUAUUUUACUUUUUUAAACCUUUCAUCUACCCUUCGUUCAUCACUAUAUUGCGCGGUCACACAUCUCUUCUCCCAAAUUUCCCAUCAUUGUAUUACGCAGCACUAGCAACGUCUGACUAUAUUCUUACAUGCCCAAGACAAUCACCCGCACCUACAACGCAAUAUCAACGAUACGCCCGGAAAGUGGCGAUCAUAGAAGCUUGUCGACACCUGCACACGCAUCGUUACUACUCAGUUAGCGUUAUUUCUAUAUAUCGGUUGCGUUGUGCUGCAAUAGUCAUCCAUUGCUCCAGCUACGCACGUAAGCAAUUGCAGUGCGUACGGCCGUUUUCCACAUUCGCUACCAGGGCGCUGGCCAUCUGCAACCGGGCAUCAGCUCCAGCGACAUAUAGUGGAUAUGUUUCCAACGCCUUCUCCACCACAUGGAAACUCUAGCCGUGCUUCGCCUUCCGUAACUGGCGAGAGAAAGGCACCCAAAGAGCAGCCCAGGAUACGCCGCAGAAAUCGUUUGAUUACAUCUUGCCUAGAAUGCCGUCGACGGAAACUCAAAUGCGACAAACUACAACCAUGUACCAAUUGCACAAAGUUCUCGCGCGAUUGUCUCUACAUUGCCCCAGCGCUGGACCCUGCUGGUCAGGCGAAGAUUGCGAAUCUCAAAGAGAAAAUGGGCAUGCUAGAGAAGACGCUGGAGGAGGACAUCGCACGCCGAACCAGGUCCGAACAAUCGAUUACCGGCAUGGGAGUUCUUUCCAAAUCUCAGCUCCCUGGUAUGGCAGAUGAUUUGAGUGACCAGGAAGACGAAGAAGAUGUUAAGGAUCUGGUCCCAACCUCAUUAGCUAUCGAGGAUGCCGCUUACUAUGAGGACGAAGACGUAAAUGAGGAUCUUAUCGAUCUUGGUAUCAGCCUGGGGAAACUUCGAAUCACGGAGAGAGUGGGUGGAUUUGUGAGGCCCAGAUUCAACGAAGAGCUCGGGCAAGCUAUCAAAAAGCUCCCUAAGACGGAGGACUCGAACUUGAAUCCUUUCCUCAAGCAAUCUCCAAGUACUUGGAUGGCGCCAGGCCAUGAAUAUAUUCCACCCUCAUCUUCGUUUUGCUUUUCCUCGGGGCUACACAAGACGACAUUGUUGACCCACUUACCAUCAAAAGUCAUGGUCGAUAAGUUAAUGGAUCAUUACUGGCGGGCAGUACAUAUUGUAGCUCGGACUGUCCAUCGUCCUUCUUUCGAAAGACAGUAUGAGAGAUUCUGGAAUGAUAUUUCUGUGGGCAUCGAGCCGCGGUCCUCAUUUCAAGCAGUCGUCUUCGCUGCUUUAUUAUCUUCGACGAUCAGUAUGACCGAGAAUAAGAUAUUGGAAGAAUUUGGCGUUGCGCGCGACAGUUUGGUUGACAACUUCAGGGAAGGCACUGAAGCAGCUUUAUCGAGGGCUAACUUCCUACACACUACAAGGUUGGAGACACUCCAGGCGUUUGUGAUGUAUUUGAUAUCGCUGUGCCGCGCUGAGGUUACUCGCGCUCACUCUGCCUUGACUGGUACUUGCAUCCGACUGGCAGAAUGCAUGUCCCUACACCGCGAUCCGUCCCAUUAUACCUCGAAUGCUAUCGAACAACACGUUCGCAGACUAGUUUGGUACCAGAUCUGUUUUCUCGACCUUCGCACAUGCGAAGCUACAGGGCCGCGCCCUCAGAUACGUCGGGAAGACUUCGAUACCCGCUUCCCAAACAAUAUCGACGAUGCCGACCUGGAGAAAGGGAUUCAAGUCAACGAAGACAGGAACUAUUUCACAGACAUGACCAUCAUGCGAAUGAGGAUCGAAUGCUAUGAGAUGCACCGUGUUCUCUGGACAGAGAGGCCAAAGCUCGACUCGAAGCGUACAACGCUUACUACUUUGCUCUCCAAGAUCCAAAGAUUUUGUCAGGCAAUGGAGAAAACCUACCUCCCUUUCUUGCAUAAGAAUCAGCCCCUACAUGUGCUGGCGAUGGAGAUAUACGGCAUUCUGAGCUGCAGGAUGUAUGUCAUGGUACUUCAGAAAUUUACCUCCACACACUACCGAAUUAUGCCGGAGCGACUGCGCUCAAUGAGCAUGAGCUGUGCGAUCAUGACCCUCGAGCACUCAAUGGUCAUUGAAACAACCCCCGCUCUUUCGACGUGGUCUUGGUAUGUAGGGGCUCUCCAUCAGAAUCACGCGGCACUAUUGCUGCUUUCCGAAUUCUACAUAACAAAUGAGCGUGACCCCUCAGUCGAAGCCCGGAUUUGGCGUUGUCUGGAUCAUGUCUUCAGUCUUUCGCCCUCGAUUACUGGAGAAGCAAAAUGUCGGAUGGUCCUUGAGGAACUGAGGGGCCGCAUCGAAACAUAUCACGCAACAAGGCGCGUUCGCGCUCCAGCAAGGAUGGAACACGCAGGACCUCCAGAAGAUCCAGGAGCUAGCGAGCAACGAGAUCGCCGUAGCUCGUCUGUUCAGUCUGGUGUGUCUUCAUCUUUCACUGUGAGCAGUGGCAAUUCGUCACAUCACCUUCAACCCGGCUAUCAACACCAAUCUCAAAUGGCCAAUUUAGAUAGCAUGGCGAGUCUCAACUACAGCCUAGGGGCUGGUAACUCUCCUGCACUACAUCCUCAGGCUUCUGCCGAGGUGCAUAAUUAUACUUUUGCUGGACCUGCCCAUGACGGGACAAUUUCACAAAGUGCAGGGACAGGCACGUCGCCUUCUCAAGGCCAACAUAGCCACGAGCAGAGCGAAUCUAGCAUUACUACUGGCAGCAGCAGUGAACCCAAUAAUGCAGCUGGUAUGCUUGGUGGCACUGGUGGCUCGCCCCUGGACAUGCUACCCGAGAUCGACUGGGUGAGUUCCUACUUUCCGUUCCAACAAGAAUACGAUUAGAAAUUACGUAUACCCUGUUUGCGUUCCAUUGCAUUUGUUGGCACUUCUACCCCCUGGGGUCAUUGAAACCAUGUCUUAAAAUAUGCUGUAUCCUAUCCUGUCGUUUCGAACCCACACGUCCAACCAUAUUAUAGCAUUGGAGCCU
Molecule: messenger RNA, 3070 nt
Organism: Aaosphaeria arxii CBS 175.79
Lineage: Eukaryota; Fungi; Ascomycota; Dothideomycetes; Pleosporales
Exons: 3
Coding region: 451-2925 (824 amino acids)
Biological process (GO): regulation of DNA-templated transcription; DNA-templated transcription
Molecular function (GO): DNA binding; DNA-binding transcription factor activity, RNA polymerase II-specific; zinc ion binding
Source: RefSeq, a predicted model, not a curated record